AAAAUCACUCUAAAACCCUUUAUAUAUACUCCGCACAUCAAUCCUACGUUUUCUUCUAUUCCGCAUUUCCUCUGUUUCUCUCUCUCUCUCUCUCGCUGUUUGUCUCUUCGUGUGUCACUGUAACCUUAAAGCCGUUAAGAUGAGGUUAUGUGUGCUUGUAUCUACAACAGAUGAAAGGAAAUGGAAUUGCUAACUGACAAGUCUAUGCAAAGAUUGUAUAUUCAAGAACAUGGUGACUGCAGAGUUGAAUCGUCAUCCUACCGUGAAAUGGGCCCAGAGUUCUGAUAAGCUUUUCAUUACGAUUGACUUGCCGGAUGCCCAGGAUGUGAAGCUUAAACUGGAGCCUGAAGGAAAAUUUUUCUUCUCUGCUACCACUGGAGCAGAAAAGAUACCUUAUGAAGUUGACAUAGAUCUGUAUGAUAAAGUUGAUGUAAAUGAGAGCAAGGCUAGCAUUGGCUUGAGAAAUAUCUGCUACCUUGUGAAAAAGGCUGAGAACAGGUGGUGGAGCAGAUUGUUGAAGCAGGAAGGAAAACCUCCUGUUUUUUUGAAAGUUGAUUGGGAUAAAUGGGUUGAUGAAGAUGAGGAGGAGCCAGAAAAUAAAUUGGGAUCUGAUACGGACUUUGGCGACUUCGAUUUUUCAAACCUGAACAUGGGUGGUGGUCAAGGCUUUGACGCUGACGCUUCAGGCAAGGAUGAUGAAAUUGAUGAUGAUAGUGACACGGAGGAGGAACCAUCUGCUGGUGGUGAGCCUGAUGCAGAAGAUUCUCAUGGUGUUGAAACUGGUGGCAAGCCUGAUGCAAGAGCUUGAAUCUCUGUUUGAUGUGUUUUGCACGGCUAAGCUGAUGUUUUGUCACGCAGUUUAAUGCUUUAACUAACGUACAAAUAGUGAAUGUUUUACUUCACAUAUCUUGCCUUUUUACCUUUUGCCUGGGUGGGGAGGGGGUAUGUUAAUUUUGAGCUCUUGGUGUUGGCAAGCUUUAAAUUUCUGCUCUCGUAGUGUAAGUAUUCAAGCAUGAGUUAUCGGGCUUUGGUGUUUUCAUAA
Molecule: messenger RNA, 1042 nt
Organism: Quercus robur (English oak)
Lineage: Eukaryota; Viridiplantae; Streptophyta; Magnoliopsida; Fagales; Fagaceae
Product: co-chaperone protein p23-1-like
Exons: 7
Coding region: 230-808 (192 amino acids)
Biological process (GO): chaperone-mediated protein complex assembly; protein folding
Cellular component (GO): cytosol; nucleus
Molecular function (GO): protein-folding chaperone binding; Hsp90 protein binding
Source: RefSeq, a predicted model, not a curated record